Stylophora pistillata is the source of this 2287-nucleotide messenger RNA. RefSeq lists its product as uncharacterized. The record is from RefSeq and is a predicted model, not a curated record. Lineage: Eukaryota; Metazoa; Cnidaria; Anthozoa; Scleractinia; Pocilloporidae.
ACCUCGUUAACAAUAUAGAACUGUUCAAGUACGUACCAAAUCAGUUGUAUUCUUUUACUUACUGGCUUAGUAAUUGCAAAUAUUUCACGCUUAAUUGACAGUCUGAAUCAAUUCUGCUUUUCUUUUGUUUGGGAUCAGUGCAAAACAAAGCUGUUAAUCACCGAUUGUGUCACUGCAUGAGAAGGAAAGAAAAGAUACUGUAAGAAGAGGUCAAUUUUCUCUCGCUCUCUUGCUUUCAAGGCUGUUUGUGUACAUUUUCGUCGUGAUGAAUAUUUGAGUAGGCGCAGUUUAAACCAAAUAUUUAAGAAAGGGAAUGUGGCUCAUUCGACACGUGAAAGAGAGUCUUUUUGAUGGAUGUUACUUUCAUUAAUGCAAGACUUCGCGUUAGCUCUCUGUGAAAAGCUUCAUUUCCUACCAGAUUGACGUACAAGCUUUUAAUCGUCUUCAUUUCCUUAACAAAGACUUCAGGAAGGAGCGGCUUGAGAUCACAGAUACAUUUCAGCUGUCCUCAAACACAGAUCUUUAAAAAACCAAACAAGGAAAAACCACGGAUCGAGAAUUUAAGAAUUUUUACGACCAGAAUUCGUUAGUGGACGGUGAAAAGGCAGGGGAUGAAUAACCCUGCGAGACAUAUACGUAGCAACAUGGCCACCGAUCGAAAUACACGAGGUAAAAAUGCAUUGGAGUUUGGGAAAGCUACGAUGUAUGUGAUUUCUGAGGGAGGUCUACAAACAGAAUCUUCUAUCCCCACCAAAGCCACCGAGGACCAAAUAUUUUUGGACAAGGCUGUUUUUUCUGGAAAGAAAGUGAACUUUUCUCACACGAGAUCACUCGAUUUCAGUUGGAAAGAAGUUGCUAAGUCUUCCAAGCAAGACAAAGAACUACGAAUUUUGAAUAUGAAUGAGCUUGCCGUCAAUGAUAAGAUAAAAACAGUUGGUUUCCCUGAGAAAACUCGAUAUUUCGCAGGUACUGAAAGCUUUGGGGAGAAUCCAAAUCGAACGAAGUUGUGUUGUUAUGCGUCAAAAGUUAAUAUGAAAAAACAGUAUAUACACGAAGAAAAUUUAUUCAUCACUCGCUUGAGCAAAAUCUGUGAUGAUUCUGUAGAUACUUUUGAGAAAAGUACUGCAGAAAAAAAGCCUAAACGACAGAAAAUAAGCAAAGCCCAAAACAGGAAAGGGGAGAGAGUUUUUGAGAAAAACGAGCCUCCUUGCAGUCAUGAUGUGGAUUCACUGAAGACCGAACAGACAUUCGAACCCUUUGAGGAUGUGAAGACUACUGGUUCCUCUCAACUGGAAAAUGAUUCUGAAAACUCUAGCCCAUUUUAUAAAGAUUGCACUUUCCAAGAUGAAAAGCUGGAUAAACCUGGCAAAUGCUAUCUGAAAAGAAUAUUUUAUUCCAAAGGACACCUUCAAUAUUCGAAACCUAGCAACAUCAGGUGCUUACCACAAAUAGCGCGGAAGUCGGAAAAUUGUGAAUCUGCGAAAAAUUCACAGAAAGUCGACAGGAAUAGCAGCUCAAGCGGAGAAGUGGUUGAGGAGAAUAACAUUUACAAGCGUGGAAAUAAUAAACUCUUUCCUUUGAAUAUCAAUGUUAAAACCAGCGAGGCACAAAAGCAUAAUUUAAAGUCCAUGGUUAAGCUUCCGACAGUUGUAGACAAAACAACUGGAGAGGUUCACCUGUCCCUAGAAGCAAUUGCUUUCGAACAGAGUGACUAUAAUAAAUGGUCGCGGAGGCGACAGCAAACAAAACUAGAAAAUACGAAAAUGACAUCUUUUUCUUUCCCUUUGAUUGCCAAAAAAUAGUCGUUAAAGUGAACACUUUGUCGGUCCUAAGCGAGCUAAAUUGAUAGUUAUUAUAUUUUUCUUAUGAUAGCAACAAAGUAUAUAACAAUAUAAAAAAACAACUUUGUUUCGAAUUUGCAUGGCACAAAGGUCUAAUUUUGGCCAAAACAGAUGUCAUUAGAAGUUAAAGAUGAAUUUGCAUAAGUGGUCGAUAAAUGUUUUCUGCAGAGGAAUAAUAUUACCGUAAUUGUUUACGCUGCGUAGGUCAGAAAAAUACACUAAUAAUUUCAAUGAGUUGUAUAUUUGUUUCACCUUUGCUGUUUUUACGAUUCUAGUCGAUUUUAGGCUACCUGAUUUCUUUUAACGGCUUAGCACGGCUGAGAAGAGUUUCAUUUCAGAGCGCUUUGUCUUAGUAACUUCGUAGGUGUGCAACUCGAACUAGGAGCCCGAGUAUUUAAUGCCGUCCGACAAAUUUACACAGGAUAAUAAACAACUAGUCAUCACUU